CAAAUAAUUAAUUCACCUUAUGUAUUUUAACUAUUCAUUCAGGGCCGAGGCAGACAUAGCGCUGAUAGGACUGGCCGUUAUGGGCCAGAAUCUCAUACUUAAUAUGGCUGAUAAUGGAUUCACGGUGUGUGCCUACAAUCGUACCACCGAAAAGGUUGACCAAUUCCUGGCCAACGAAGCUAAGGGCAAAUCAGUGGUCGGCGCGCAUAGCAUAGCCGAAAUGGUGGGCAAACUAAAAUCACCCAGGCGCAUUAUACUACUAGUUAAAGCCGGGUCAGCUGUAGAUGAUUUCAUUGGGCAAUUGGUGCCCCAUUUGGACCCGGGUGAUAUUAUCAUCGAUGGCGGUAACUCGGAGUACACGGACACACAGCGCCGGUGCGAUGAGCUCCAGGCUAAGGGCCUGUUGUUUGUCGGGUCGGGUGUGAGUGGCGGUGAAGAAGGCGCCCGAUUUGGGCCGUCACUGAUGCCCGGCGGCCAUCCCGAGGCCUGGCCACACAUCAAGGACAUAUUUCAGACCAUAGCGGCCAAGGCUGAUGGCGAGCCCUGUUGCGAUUGGGUGGGCGACGGCGGUGCCGGCCAUUACGUCAAAAUGGUUCACAACGGCAUAGAGUACGGCGACAUGCAGUUGAUCUGCGAGGCCUACCACCUGCUCCGGGACACACUGGGCCUCACUCACGAUGAAAUGGCCGACAUCUUUGUCGACUGGAACCGAUCCGAAUUGGACUCAUUCCUCAUCGAAAUCACUGCCGAUAUAUUGCGGUAUAAGGACUCGGAUGGCGAACCACUGGUCACUAAAAUCCGGGACUCAGCCGGACAGAAAGGGACGGGCAAAUGGACAGCCAUAGCGGCCCUGGACUAUGGCGUACCCGUCACACUGAUUGGUGAGUCAGUGUUUGCCCGAUGCCUGUCCUCGUUGAAAGACGAGAGGGUCAGCGCAUCGCAAGUGCUCGCGGGCCCGGCGGUAGAGAAGUUUACGGGCGAUCGUCGGCAGUUUAUCGACGAUAUACGUAAAGCACUAUACGCGUCAAAAAUCGUAUCGUACGCCCAGGGCUUUAUGCUGCUCCGGGAAGCGGCCCAACAGUUCUCGUGGCACCUGAACUACGGGGCCAUAGCGUUGAUGUGGAGGGGAGGGUGUAUUAUACGGUCGGCCUUUUUGGGCAACAUUAAGCAGGCGUUCACCAGUCAGCCCGAGUUGGCUAACCUACUGGUCGACCGCUAUUUCGCCGACGAAGUGCAUAAGUGUCAGGACGGCUGGCGCCGUACUGUGGCCGGCGCUGCCCUACGCGGUGUACCCACACCUUGUUUCGCUACGGCGUUGGCAUUUUUUGAUGGGUACAGGUCGCCGGUAUUGCCCGCUAAUUUGAUCCAGGCCCAACGCGAUUAUUUUGGCGCCCAUACCUACGAGCGGCUAGAUGAGCCUGGUAAAUGGGUGCACACUAAUUGGACUGGUAAGGGCGGUAAUGUGUCGGCCAGUAGUUAUAACGCUUAA
Molecule: messenger RNA, 1489 nt
Organism: Medioppia subpectinata
Lineage: Eukaryota; Metazoa; Arthropoda; Arachnida; Sarcoptiformes; Oppiidae
Source: the annotation of a GenBank genome assembly